Messenger RNA from Thlaspi arvense, 1074 nucleotides. Lineage: Eukaryota; Viridiplantae; Streptophyta; Magnoliopsida; Brassicales; Brassicaceae. The record is from the annotation of a GenBank genome assembly.
AUGGCUUCCCUAUGGCUAACGUUAUUCUCCUUAGGUCUAAUAUGCCUCGGUUGUAUUGCUGAACCAACUCUGGUUCAAGAACCCGAAUUUGAAUGCGUCCCUAUGUACGAACAACCUGCACUACAACUCCCUCUAAUGAAGAAUCAUCAAAUACAGAUGAAACCAAGUCGAGAGCUUUUGUCAGUGCUCUCUACUUCUAAUAAUGACACAACCACAAAGAUCAUUUUGAAAGGAUCAAAAGGAUGUUCUAAAGGACAAGUACCGGUUCACAAACCAAAAACCAACGUAACCGAUAAUCUUAUCUAUCCCCAACAACUUACUAAGGACUACAAUCAACAUUAUGCAAUUAUCAAGACAUUUGGUGAUACGAUUACAAAAUGGAGUGGGGCACAAGCAUUGUUCAAUAUUAUCAAGCCGCCAGUGGCGAAAAAUCAGUAUAGUAGGGUUUGGAUUUGGCUUAAUUACAACGUAAUGAGCAGCAUCCAGUUUGGUGUGGCUGUGGAUACGAUACUAUAUCGGGAUAACCGUCCAAGGCUAACAACGUAUUGGAUGUCAGAUAAACAACAAAACGGUUGUUACAAUGCGUUAUGCCCAGGAGGUUAUGUCCAAGUUCAUAAAUCAAUCUACCCUGGUAUGAUUUUUGAUAAAGUCAGUGUUCCAGGAGGAAUACAACACACUUUCCAUCUUUCUGUUGCCGAGGAUCCAGUGACCAAAAAUUGGGUAUUGACGACAGGAACCAUAAUGAUAGGUUAUUGGCCACGUCAAGCUUACAUGGCAAAAGGUGCUGGUGAAGUUUACUUCGGUGGAUUUGCUGGAACUGCAUCCCCUCGUGUCCUAAGCCCACCAAUGGGAACUGGAGAUUUUCCCACAAAAGAUUUGACUCGGUCCUGUUUCAUGAAACAGCUUAAAUAUGUUAUUCCUGGUUAUACAUUAGAGGAUAUUAAUUCCAAUGAGAUGGAGUAUUAUGUUAAUAAUCAAAAGUGUUAUGGCGUAAUGUUUCUUAAGUAUGUAGAUUAUGAUUCGAGAGAAACUCUUACUUUUGGAGGACCUGGUGGAUAUUGUCCUAUUCGAUAA